Messenger RNA from Lonchura striata (white-rumped munia), 5239 nucleotides. It is a transcript of the gene PTPN23, whose product is annotated as protein tyrosine phosphatase non-receptor type 23. The record is from RefSeq and is a predicted model, not a curated record. Gene Ontology annotation, cellular component: endosome. Lineage: Eukaryota; Metazoa; Chordata; Aves; Passeriformes; Estrildidae. Gene Ontology annotation, molecular function: protein binding; protein tyrosine phosphatase activity. Gene Ontology annotation, biological process: protein dephosphorylation; protein transport to vacuole involved in ubiquitin-dependent protein catabolic process via the multivesicular body sorting pathway; endocytic recycling.
CCGGGCCGGGAGCGCACCGGGAGCGGGCCGGGCCGCGCCGCGCCGCGCCGGGAUGGAGGCCGUGCCCCGCAUGCCCAUGAUCUGGCUCGACCUCAAGGAGGCCGGCGAGUUCGCCUUCAACGCCGCCGUCAAGAAGUUCGUGCUGAAGAACUACGGGGAGAACCCGGAGAGCUACAACGAGGAGCUGCGGAAGCUGGAGCUGCUCCGGCAGAGCGCCGUCAGCGUUCCCAGGGACUUCGAGGGCUGCAGCACCCUGCGCAAGUACCUGGGGCAGCUGCACUUCCUGCAGAGCCGCAUCCCCAUGGGCCAGGGCCAGGACGCGGCCGUGCCCGUCACCUGGACUGAGAUCUUCUCGGGCAAGGCGGUGACGCACGAGGACAUCAAGUACGAGCAGGCCUGUGUCCUCUACAACCUGGGAGCUCUGCACUCCAUGCUGGGAGCCAUGGACAAGCGCGUGUCCGAGGAGGGCAUGAAGGUUUCCUGCACCCACUUCCAGUGUGCUGCUGGUGCCUUCACCUACCUGCGGGAUCACUUCCCACACUCCUACAGCGUGGACAUGAGCCACCAGAUCCUCAGCCUCAACAUCAACCUCAUGCUGGGCCAGGCACAGGAGUGUCUCCUGGAGAAGUCCAUGCUGGACAACAGGAAAAGCUUCCUCGUGGCCAGGAUCAGUGCCCAGGUGGUGGAUUACUACAAGGAGGCCUGCCGGGCCCUGGAGAACUCGGAGACGGCCUCGCUGCUGGGCAAGAUCCAGAAGGACUGGAAGAAACUGGUUCAAAUGAAAAUCUAUUAUUUUGCUGCCGUGGCCCACCUGCACAUGGGGAAACAGGCCGAGGAGCAGCAGAAGUUUGGGGAAAGGGUCAUCUACUUCCAGAGCGCCCUGGACAAGCUCAACGAGGCCAUCAAGCUGGCCAAGGGCCAGCCUGAAACGGUGCAGGAAGCUCUGAGGUUCACCAUGGAUGUCAUUGGUGGCAAGUACAAUUCGGCCAAAAAGGACAACGACUUCAUCUACCACGAGGCCGUGCCCGCGCUGGACACUCUGCAGUCCGUGAAAGGUGCCCCCCUGGUGAAGGCUCUGCCCGUCAACCCCACCGACCCCGCCGUCACCGGCCCCGACAUCUUUGCCAAGCUGGUGCCCAUGGCUGCCCACGAGGCCUCGUCCCUCUACAGCGAGGAGAAGGCCAAACUGCUGCGGGAUGUGAUGGCCAAGAUCGAAGCCAAGAACGAAGUGCUGGACCAGUUCAUGGACUCCAUGCAGCUGGACCCCGAGACCGUGGACAACCUGGACAUGUACAGCCACAUCCCGCCCGUGCUGAUGGAGAAAUGCGCCGCGCUCAGCGUGCGCCCGGACACCGUGCGCAACCUCGUGCAGUCCAUGCAGGUGCUCUCCGGGGUCUUCACGGACGUGGAGGCGUCGCUGAAGGAGAUCCGGGACCUGCUGGAGGAGGACGAGGCGCAGGAGCGGAAGCUGCAGGAGCUGCUGGGGAGUAUCCCGCCGGCGCCAGGGUCGCCCCCGGGGCUGGCCGAGGUCAGCAAGGAGUGCUCCAAGUACCUGGAGCUGCACGAGAAGGCGAGCUUCACCAACACCGAGCUGCACCGCGCCAUGAACCUGCACCUGGGCAACCUGCGCCUGCUCGGCGGCCCCCUGGAGCAGGUGCGGGCAGCGCUGCCCACCCCGGCCCUCUCCGAAGAGGACAAACAGGUGCUGCAGAACCUGAAGCGCGUCCUGGCCAAGGUGCAGGAGAUGCGGGACCAGCGGCUGUCCCUGGAGCAGCAGCUGCGGGAGAUGAUCCAGAAGGACGACAUCACCACCUCGCUGGUCACCGCCGACCGCUCCGAGAUGAAGAAGCUCUUCGAGGAGCAGCUGAAGAAGUACGACCAGCUCAAGGUGUACCUGGAGCAGAACUUGGCUGCCCAGGAGAACGUGCUCAAGGCCCUGACCGACGCCAACGUCAAAUACGCGGCCGUGCGCAAGGCCCUGGCCGAGGUGGAGCACAAGUGGAACACCACCGUGCAGACCCUGGUGGCCUCCUACGAGGCCUACGAGGACCUGAUGAAGAAGUCCCAGGAGGGGAAGGAUUUCUACACGGACCUGGAGGGGAAGGCGGCCAAGCUGCUGGAGCGGGCGCGGGCGGCGUGCCAGGCCAGCGAGGCCCACCGGCAGCAGCUGCUGGAGAGGGAGCUGAAGAAGCAGCCGCCCCCCCGGCCCACGGCCCCCAAGCCCCCGCUGCAGAAGAAGCCGCCGGAGGAGGCCGGGGGCCCCGAGGCCGCCGAGCUGGGCUCGCUGGCGCUGGCCGAGCUGCCGGAGGAGCUGCGGAGCCUCCCCCCGGAGCUGCUGCCCGGGCCGCCGGGCCCGCCGCCGGCGCUGGCCGCCCUGGCCGGGGGGCUGCGGGCCGCCGAGCCCUACGUGCUGCCCGGGGGGCUGGCCAGCGCCCCGCUGCCCCCCACGCCGCCGUUCCCGGGGCACUACCGCCUGCCCGCGGCUCCCGCCGGCCCCGGCCCCUUUGCGGCGCCCGGGGCGGUCCCGGCGCCGCUGCUGCCGCCCCCGGCCGCUCCCGCCGCCGCCGCCCCGCUCUUCCCGGCCGCGCCGCUGAUCCGCGCCCCGGCGCAGCCGGCCUUCGGAGCGCCCCACGGGCCGGCCCCGCGCUCGUCCCCGCAGCACGGGCCCCUGCCCGGCCCCGCCUUCGGCCUGGGCCCGGCCCCCGGCCCGCUCCGCCCGCCGGGGCCGGCGGCAGCGCCCGCGGGUGCCCAGCCGGGCGGCCCGGAGCCCCCGGGGACGCGCCCGGCCACCACCACGGUGGACAGCGUGCAGGCCCCUAUCUCCAGCUGCCCCGUGCCGCCCCGGGCCCCCGCGGGCCCCUUCCUGCCCCCCCAGCGCCCGCCGGGACCCUUCCCCUACCCCGCGGCGGGGGUCCAGCCCUUCGGGGCGCCGGCUCAGCCCCCGUUCCCCCCGGCACAGCCCCCGCCCGCCUUCGCCCAGGGCCCCCAGCAGUUCCCCCCGGGUCCCUUCCUGCCGCCGGGCCGAGCCCAGGCGCCCCUGCCCUUCCAGCAGCCCCCCCGAGUGCCCCUGGCGCCCCCGGCCCAGUUCCCCCAGCAGCGCUUCGCCGCUCCGGGGGCGCCGCUGCCCCCCCAGCUCUACCCGCUGCCCGGGCAGGACCUCGGCCCGCACCCGGGGGCCGUGCCCUUCCCCAGGACGCAGAGCGGCGCCCCGGCCCUGGCGGGGCUGCAGCCGGUGCCCCCCGGCUCCCCCGCGCUGCCCUUCUGCCCCAGCCCGGCUCCCCCCGGGACCGUGGCCCCGGGGCCGCCCGCCCCGCCCGGCCAGGCCCCUUCUCCCGGCCCGCUGCCGGGCACCGUGGUGCUCCAGGGCCCGCUGGUCCCGUCCCCGGCGCCGUCCCCGUCCCCAGCCCUGCCCGUGCAGCCCGCGGCGCCGCGGCCGCCCGCCGCGCUGCCCCCGCCGGGCUCCGGGGACGCGCCGUUCCCCCGGCAGAGCCCCUGCCCCGCCGACCUGCUGUCGUCCAGCCCCGAGAGCCAGCCCGGCGGCUCGGCCGCGCCCGGGGGGCUGCUGCAGCCCACCAAGGCGGGGGCGCAGGAGGGGCAGCGGCCCCGGGCCGUGCAGCUCAUCGAGGCCGACCCGUACGCGGAGCCCGAGCGCGUCCGGCGGCUGCUGGCCGAGCUGGAGCGGUUCCGCGGCCUGGCCGAGCGGCUGGAGCGGCCCCUGCCCGGCGGCGGCUCCGAGCUGGACGCGCUCUGGAAGGAGCUGCAGGAGGCGCAGGAGCGCGACGCCCGGCAGCGCUCCAUCGCCAUCGCCCGCUGCUACUCCAUGAAGAACCGGCACCAGGACAUCAUGCCCUACGACCGCAACCGCGUCGUGCUGCGCUCGGGCAAGGACGACUACAUCAACGCCAGCCGCGUGGAGGACCUGUCCCCGUACUGCCCCGCCCUCAUCGCCACGCAGGCCCCGCUGCUCGGCACCGCCGCCGACUUCUGGCUCAUGAUCUACGAGCAGAAGGUCUCCGUGGUCGUCAUGCUGGUGUCCGAGCAGGAGCUGGACAAGAAGGUGCUCCGGUACUUCCCGUCGGAGCGGGGCCAGCCCGUGGCCCACGGCGCCCUGACCGUGGUGCUCACCGGCCUGCGGGUCACCCCCACGCACGUGGAGCGGAUGCUGACGCUGCAGUACCGGGACCAGAGCCUCAAGCGCACCGUGGCCCACCUCCAGUUCACCUCCUGGCCUGAGCUGGGCCUGCCCGACAGCAAGGGGAGCCUCCUGCGCUUCGUCCAGGAGGUGCACGGCCAUUACCUGCACCAGCGCCCGCUGCACACGCCGGUCGUGGUGCACUGCAGCUCCGGCGUGGGCCGCACCGGCGCUUUCUGCCUGCUGUACGCCGCCGUGCAGGAGGUGGAGGCCGGGAACGGCAUCCCGGACCUGGCGCAGCUGGUGAGGCGGAUGCGGCAGCAGCGCAAGCACAUGCUGCAGGAGAAGCUGCACCUCAAGUUCUGCUUCGAGGCCGUCCUGCUGCACGCCGAGCAGCUGCUGCUGCGCCACGGCGUGGGCGGCCCCGGCCCGGCCAAGCCCCCCAGCAGCAGCUCCCCCAAGCUCUACUUCCAGCAGGACCCGCAGGACCUGGUGCUGGGCGGGGACGUGCCCAUCAGCUCCAUCCAGGCCACCAUCGCCAAGCUCAGCAUCAAACCGGGCGCGCCCAGCGCCGAGCCCGGCGAGGGCUGGGGGCCGGAUCCCGGCCCAGCCCCGGAGCCCGCGGAGCCCGAGGUGCCGGUGGCGAUUCCUGACGGCGUCGUGGAUGGAGUCGGGGCCCCCGACCCCCCUUCCCCGAGGCCGCCCCUCCCCGAGGCAUCUGGCGAUGCUGAGAGCAGCAACCACGUUGGGGGGGAGAGCCCCGAGGGGCCGGGCGGGCCGCCGGAGCCCCCCGCUGCCCCCGCGGCCUCCUCGUCCUCCUCCCUGGAGCUGCUGGCCUCGCUGACGCCCGAGGCUUUCAGCCUGGACGCGUCCCUCAAGGGCAAACAGCGCAUGAACAAGCAGAACUUCCUGCAGGCGCAGCCGGGCGAGGGGCUCCGGGCGCCCCGGCCCAGCGACGACCCCCUCAGCAUGCUCGACCCCCUCUGGACCCUCAACAAGGCGUGAGGGGGGCGGGGGCCCUCCGGCCCCCAGCCCCACUUGCUCCGACUCCAGGUAGAACUGACUUUUUCAGCUCUUUGCUACUAAAAUAAAGCGAGUUUAUCUGCA